AUGGCCAACGCAUUUGGCUCAGCAUGGCGCUCUUUUUGGCAUACCAUGACUUCCUAUGACCGCCAUGCCUCCCACGAUUCUCCCUACCGUACCGGCCGGCACGUCCCUCUCAAUCAAAGCCGCCACGAACCACUCACAUCCAUCGCAACGAGCGCGAUCGAAUCCCGUCCAGACCUCUCUGACCCUUACAAUGAUGAACCUUCAAAGGGGAUGACCACGGUGCAAUCCACCGAAUGGUCCGGUUCUCCGACUGACCACGGCUCCCCCAGUCGUCCCUACUCCCCUGGAAUGCGAUCGUUGGCCUCACAGAAACGCAAAUCCAACGAUCAGGACAGUGCUGGAGAGAUACAGAUGCAGAGCUUCCACGAUGGCGCACCACCUCCACCCCCGGUCGCGCACUCGUGGCGCAAAAUCGAACGAUGGUUAGAGGACAACUUUGAGGAACUCCUGGACAAUCUCGGUGAGGGGUGCACUCAAAACGACAUCAACGAAUUGGAACACGAGCUGGAUUGCAGCCUACCGCUAGAACUCCGUGAAUCGCUGAUGAUUCAUGAUGGCCAAGAACGUCCUGGUCUACCGACCGGCCUCCUCUUCAGCGUCAUGUUAUUGGACUGCGAAGAGAUUGUUCAGGAACGACAUAACUGGAAGACUGUGAACGAGGAUAUUCUCGCUGCUCCAAUGGUGCACAAUGCCCCCGAACUUCUCGAGCGCCAAGACUCCCAGCCUCCUGGCGCUGUCCAAAAAGCCUACGCCCACCCCGCCUGGAUCCCUCUUGCCCGUGACUGGGGCGGUAACCACCUUGCAAUUGAUCUCGCCCCCGGCCCCGCCGGAAAAUGGGGUCAAGUGAUCAUCUUUGGCCGAGACUACGAUUGUAACGGCCGAGCACACGUGGAUGAGGAGACCAAUGAAAUGAAGCUUCUGGAGUUCAAGAAGCAGAACGUUGAGCCACCGUACCUUGAGAUUCUGCGGUGGCGCGUGGAUCAAAAAUACGGCCGCCGUCCGAUGCGUCGACGUGGUCCUAACGGUCUGGGUGCUAACGCAAAUGGAAAAUCCAGCACUCGAGACUCACCAUACGGUAGCCCAACUCGCGCUGAGGAACGAGGUCGGUCCCCCCACCGAUUCCCCAACCGUGGGCCUGUUCAGAGUCCCAAGACUCCGUUCGGUAUUUCGAGUCCUCUCGCACGCGUGACCGAGGAGUCAUCCGCAGCUGGACCUUCGAUCUCUGAGGACCCCGGGGGAGCGCAAAGAAGACUCGAGUGA
This is a messenger RNA of Penicillium chermesinum, 1260 nucleotides long. Its product is annotated as SMI1/KNR4 family protein. Gene Ontology annotation, cellular component: mating projection tip. The transcript has 4 exons. NCBI's taxonomy places the organism in Eukaryota, Fungi, Ascomycota, Eurotiomycetes, Eurotiales, Aspergillaceae. Bases 1 to 1260 code for a protein of 419 amino acids. Gene Ontology annotation, biological process: cell wall biogenesis; regulation of fungal-type cell wall biogenesis. The record is from RefSeq and is a predicted model, not a curated record.